AAUGAUGGGUGAUCUGUGUCUCAGAAUGAGAAUUGAUUCAAAUACAACUGCAGGAUGUUAUCACUCAUCAAAAAAACUGACUGAACCUGAGACAACCUCUUCAAAAACAUCAGAAAAACAACAGUGAGGCUGAUAAAACUCAGAAGUAUAAGAUAUCAAAUUGACAGUUCUUCAGAAGAAGAAGAAAAAAAGACUACAUCACCUUUAAAGAUGUCCAGACUGAUGCUCUUUGUUCUAAGCAUGAUGCUGCAAGCAUGUAUUAUAACGUCCAAUUCUUUGACCACUCCUGGUUCAGAAGAAGAAAUCGUUGGAGUUUUAGAACGGGCAAAGCAGGCUUACAGGGAAACAAAGGAUAAAGUUCUAAAUGUUGGCAGUUCCGUAGCAGAGUUGGCUGGCAUGUACUAUGAGGAACAUUUCAAGCCUGUAGCUGACUCUUACAAAGACUGGGCUAGAGAAAAAGCAAGUUCCCUCUGGGAGAGACUCAAAGACAGGGUGUCCACCUUAAGAUCGGCCUAAAUACUUCAAAAAGUCCAAGAGAACUUUGUAAAUCUACAAAUAAGAAGAACAGACUCCCAAUAAGAGGUGUAUUUUAGUGUAUUGGUGGUGUGGUGGAGUUAAAACACUAAACCAGGCAUCCAUUGUUCUCAUUCCAUUGCAAAACAGUACAACUAAAAAAAAUACAGCAAAACUUUAUAGACACCCAAUGCAUAUGGAAGUCUGAUUAAAACCGAAAGAAUGCUUCUUUAGAAAGUUUAUUCAUAAAGAUAUUUUCUGUAUGUUUUUUUUCUGAACAUCAAACUAAUAAAAUGCUGAUUAAUAUCACUACACAGAUAUGGAUAUUUUAGAAUCUUUGCAUGAGAGGAUAAGAGGAUGCAGAAAAUGGAAAAGGGAAGAAAAGACGAGAACAAAGAUAAUGCAAAAUUAAAGGAAGAAGUUAGACAUAUUUGGGCUUAAUAAUUGUAAUCUAAUUAAUGCACACACACACACACACACACACACACACACACACACACACACACACACACACACACACACACACACACACACACACACACACACACACACACACACGAAAAUUAAAA
This is a messenger RNA of Xyrauchen texanus (razorback sucker), 1082 nucleotides long. It is a transcript of the gene apoc4, whose product is annotated as apolipoprotein C-IV. The coding region runs from base 211 to 516 and encodes 101 amino acids. The transcript is spliced from 4 exons. The record is from RefSeq and is a predicted model, not a curated record. Lineage: Eukaryota; Metazoa; Chordata; Actinopteri; Cypriniformes; Catostomidae.